Mesorhabditis belari is the source of this 1920-nucleotide messenger RNA. Lineage: Eukaryota; Metazoa; Nematoda; Chromadorea; Rhabditida; Rhabditidae. The record is from the annotation of a GenBank genome assembly.
AUGGGUAUAAACCAAGUGGCAACAGAGGGGAAGGGAUCGAUGAGAUGGCUUUCGACAAUCUUCACCACUCAACAGAUGAAAGAAGUGCUUCUUGUCGGACAAUCCAUUGUCUAUCUUAUCGCGUUUGCUUCGUUGUAUUGGCAGAUUCCAGGUCUCUACAGUGAUCGAGGGAUCACUCCGAUCUCGCCUCAACUCGAAUGCGAUUCCGAGUCGAUCUUUGACUGUAAAUCGCUUCUCCUGCAAGUGAUGCGUCGAUUUGUUCCCUCAAUGUCCCCAUCCUCUCAUCUCUCACUUCUUUGUCUCAUCUCGAUGGCCUUGAGUCUACUCACGGUUGCUUUUCGAAAGACGAGGAAUUUCCUUGUGUAUGCCUUUUUGUGGAUUAGUUAUGUGGCUGCCUAUGAGGUUGGAGGCACUUUCCUGUGGUUUCAAUGGGAUAUCCUUCUCUUGGAGACCGGAGUACUGGCUACAAUUCUCGCGUCUUUCCACGACGGACCAGCCGAUCAGAUUUCAAUCUAUCUAUACCGAUGGUUGGCUUGUCGAUUGAUGUUUGCUUCGGGUAUUGUCAAGCUGCAAUCAGGCUGUCCAACAUGGUGGAAUUUAACAGCUCUUGAUGUCCAUUAUGAAUCUCAAUGUCUCCCGACUCCGAUUGCUUGGUAUUUUCAUCAUUUUCCUCAAUGGUUCAAUAGACUAUCAGUCGCUCUCACUUUCUACAUCGAGCUCUAUCUUCCUCCAAUGUUUUUAUUGCCUUUUGAGAGUAUUCGAUGGUUUGCAGCCAUACCGCAGAUUAAAUUCAUGCUCUUGAUCAUGCUAACUGGUAACUACAAUUUCUUCAACGUUCUCUACUCACUAGUUUGUCUAUCAAUGCUGGAAGUUGGAUAUGAUAAUUCUCCUCGUGAAAAACGCCAAAACUUCUUCUUCUGGGUGCUUGAGACCGUGCUUUUCAUGGGAAUUGCUGGCUUUAGUUUGUGGCACUUCAGUACAUGGUUUGGUGUGCAAAUUGAUUGGAAACGAAUGAUUGUCGAGUCAGAAAUUGUUUUUUCCCGAUUUGAAUUCGAUCAAGCCGUUGAGAAAGCGACUCGCUACAUUAUUUAUGCAGGAAUUGGAGGACUCACCUGGAAAGCCCUCAUCACUCUUUACAGAACGAAGGGCGAGUUUUGGAAUAUCAUCCAUUACGUCUUUGUACUUUCGUUGGGCGGGUUCAUUUUUGCGAUAUCAUUGGUUCCUUUCACUUACCUCGAUGGAAAUGUAGGGAAAAUCCUACCGAAACCAGUUCGAGAGCUACAUGAAAUCACUCGCAAAUAUCACCUAGUCAGCUCAUAUGGACUUUUCAGAAGUAUGACCGGAAUAGAGGGACGACCAGAGGUGAUUAUUGAAGGAUCGGCAAACCCUGAUGGACCAUGGAAAGAGAUCGAGUUCUAUGCAAAACCAGGAAAUUUGAAUAGAAUGCCCCAAUUUGUCGUGCCCCAUCAACCACGACUUGAUUGGCAAAUGUGGUUUGCGGCUCUUGGAACAUAUCAACAGAAUCCAUGGUUUGUCUCAAUGGUUUAUCACUUGCUCAAUAACAAUACAAAUGUUGUUCGUCUUGUUGAAAAAUAUCCAUUCACCAAAGAGGAGCCGAUGAAAUUUGCUCGAGCUCAACUUUAUCACUAUCGAUAUGCGAAAAAGGGAGAAAUUGGUUGGUGGACACGAGAGAAGCAAGCCGAAUACAUGCCGACUUUAUCGAGAAACGCUCAGCCAAUUCUCGAGUAUCUCGCAAAGCAAAAGCUUAUUGUUAAGCCCACCACUUUUCCAAAGACAACACUCUCUACUUAUUUGGGAAAGAUUCAAAGAUCGGCUUUUCGAGUCGAUCAAACCCUUUUUGUGUGGUCCGUUCUUGCCAUUGUGCCCGUUAUUUGGGUCACUAAAUGGUUAUUCGGAUUC